AUGUCUCAAGAUACCUGGACAUUCUCAAACACUGACUCUCUUUUGGGUUAUGCCUUUGCGUUCUACUUUCUAGAGAAACGCAACAAUGGGACGAGUAAGCACAACAUUCGGCUUUUGUGCCGUAACAAAGAUGGCUUAGAAGAACUCGAGAGACUUGGAGGGGAAGUCAUCGAGGUUGAUUACAGAAACGAAUGUGAUAUACAAACAGCCAUUGCGGGAACUCGUUUUUUGAUGUUUAAUCCGGAAUUCUCUGGUAAACGGAUUUGGGAAGCCAAGACACUCCUGAACGCCUCCAAAUGCGAAGGGGUUGAAUAUGUUACAAUAACUUCGUUUAUUGGGGUCGAUCGGGUGCUUCGGGAAAUGCACAAUAAUAAACAUGACUUCUCUAACAUGGUGGAGUACUAUCAUCUGGAAGAGCAAGUCAGACAUCUUUUUGGCGAUGACAAUCACUGCGUAGUCCGACUCCCCUUUUUCAGCCAAAGCUUGUACUAUUUUUCGCCAAUGAUUGAAAAAGAAUCGAUGAUCGGAAUGCCCGUUGAUACUAAAGCAAGAUGGCCGAUUCUUUCUUUGCUCGACGUUGUGCAAGGGAUGUAUCAUUUGUGGACGGAGAACCAGAUUAAGCGUUUGAACCACAUUGAAUCCAACAAAGCUUUGUUUCAAUUCACGUCAGCUUAUAACCAAGAUGGUAAAGGCCUUUCGAUAAUCUUUUCCGAGGUACUGGGACGUACUACCCAAUAUACUCAGAUUUCGGCCAGCAAUAUGCGCGCAUAUCUCCAAGAUAUUCGUGAAAAUGAAAAUUUCCAGGAGAGACCCUUUUCCCAAGAGAGUAAGGACCCGGAAAGACCGGAGAGAGAUGUGCCGUUUACGUUCCCGAUUGCCCGGUAUCUCAAUGAUAAUUACAUUGAUACUCUUCUUGAACUAUGGCUUAUGUUCGAUUGUGGAUUUUCUGAUAUUCUGACAGACGAUCUGUCGAAUGCGCUUGGAUACAUGCCACAGGAAUUGAGUAGUUUUGUCCAGAACAAUCGUGACCAGUUCCGCCGUUUGCAAUAA
Messenger RNA from Phycomyces blakesleeanus NRRL 1555(-), 1050 nucleotides. RefSeq lists its product as hypothetical. The record is from RefSeq and is a predicted model, not a curated record. Bases 1 to 1050 code for a protein of 349 amino acids. The transcript is spliced from 2 exons. NCBI's taxonomy places the organism in Eukaryota, Fungi, Mucoromycota, Mucoromycetes, Mucorales, Phycomycetaceae.